GCGUGUCCACGUAAGAAAAAAAAUCAGCCAAUGAGAUUAAAUUAUUUGGCCAUGUAAUCAGAAUUAUUUGGGCUCUGAAUUUGUCACAUAAUAUUUGCAAUAAAAAAUAACCCAUUGAGGCCCAAUAUCAAACCCUAGAUCAUUACACGAGUCCUUCUUACUUUUCAUCUUCCUUCUUCCUCUAGAUUUUCAUCGAUUGAACGACGUUUUGGCUCACCAUCUCCACUGCAACCAAACUGUAGAGUAAUCAAUUGUCCGUUUUGGUUUGAUUGAUGGCUUCCUCUCCAUUUAUUUAUAAAUCUCUUCUUUCAUGUUUUUUUUCAAUCAAAACUCUCUCAAUUUGUUCUCGCGAUGAAGUCGAACGGGAAAGCCAUAGUCUCCGACGAUCCUAUUGUGAAGAAACCAAACGGCAAGGAUGUUGUCUCCUCCACCGUUCUGGAUCAACCAACCGGUAAAAAGGCCGUCUCCUCCGCCAAGGUCCAUAAGGUUAUGCCCGCUGUCUCCUCCGCUGUACCGAUCCAACCAAGCGGAUCAACCGCCGUCUCCUCCGUCAAGGUUGAUAAGGUUCGCUCCUCCGCCAAGGUUGAUAAGGUGUUGUUUUUUAGAGACGUCUCAUUUGGCAUACAAGAAGGGGAGUUAAGGUUUCGGCUCAUCCAUUUCUGGGAGGCUCGAAAUGUGCUUACAAAAACACUUAUUGGUCUAGAGAUGCUCCUCAUUGAUGAACAGAGAACUGUUAUCCAAGGUUUCAUCCCAUCAGCAAGGAUUGAUACCUACUUGCCACACAUGAAAGCAGGAUCUGUCUACAGACUGAAUAAGUGUUUCGGAUCAAACAGCAAAGUCAUGUACCGGGUUGCUGAGCCUAGGGUAGUCAUCAGUUUCACUUCGAACUCUGUUCUCUCUGAUCUUGAGGACAGUCGGGUUAAUUUCCCUGAUGAUCGGUUCCGUUUCCAUAGUUACGAAGAGUUUGAGGCAGCAUGUGACCUCAAAGGUGAUCUUUACGAUUAUGUUGGGCACUUGAAACUGGUGAAUGGGCAGACACUGAAUGACAGUGUGGUGCUUGACGAAGAGGAAAUAGCUUCGACCCGGCGGGUUUUGCUCCAUGUUCAAACUCAUGAUGGACCAGUGAUGAAGCUCUACCUAUGGGACCAGGCUGCAGCAGACUUUUGUGCCAAAUUCAAGUCACAUGGAAGCACUCCAAGGGUUAUUUUAGUAACCACUGUCAACCCAAAACGUUUUGGAGGUGCUCUUGCUCUUGCUUCAAUGUCAUCCUCUCGGGUGUUUUUGGACUUUGAUGUUCAACCAACCCGUGAUUAUGUCACUUGGUUGGACUCAAAUUUAGAUGUGGCUAAUAGGGUUGAUGCAAAUGUGGUCACAAAGACUGAAACAAUGACGAUAGGGGAGCUAUUCUCCUAUAUCAAGCAGGAAGCAGCAAAGGUUACUUGGUUUGAGUGCACAGCAACUGUUGAUGCUGUUUUCCACGGUUCUCCUUGGUAUUAUAUUGGCUGCGGUGUGUGCCAUACUAAGGCAAUCAAAGGGCCUACAUCACUCAUGUGCAAGAAAUGUGGAAAACAUGAAGUAGAUGGUGUUCCACAGUACCUCACAAAGCUGUCUGUUUAUGACAACAAUGACCAUGCGGUUUUUGUUAUCCUUGGUGAAGCUGGGCGUGAGCUGACUGGGAAACAAGCAUCUGAGUUGGUUGAGAGCUACUUUGAGGCCAAUGAGAGCAUGGGCGAUGAUCACUUAAUCCCGGUGCCACAGACCUUGGUUGAUACCAUCGGACGGACAUACAGGUUCAUUGUCAAGGUAUCAGAUCGCAAUAUUAAAGGCGAGAUACACACUCUGACUGUCACAAAAGUACUCCCUCUUGAUGUUCCUGAACCUGUAAAAGCUUUGGUAGAAACUGUCUCUGAGGAACCUGUGGAUGGGAGGGUGAAGAGAGGUUCUGAAAUGGUUGAAUCAGGUGAAGCCAAACGUGCUAAGUCUGGCAAUUAGAUCUCCAGUUAUACUCUCACAUGUUGGGAGAAUAUGUUGCGGAUUAAGUACUGGUUUUCAUUUUAUUUAAAGACUAUUUUGUGUUUUAUUUUCAUACUUUGGCUUUCAACAUUUGAGCUAUCUUGGCUCUGGACUAUUUUGAUUUUAUUUACCUUUUGCUUAUUUUUGAACUUAUGUUUAUCACUGAUCAUUACUAAAUGAUAUUGACUUUCGUCCAUGUUUUAUUUAUUUACAUGCAAAUUAA
Brassica rapa (field mustard) is the source of this 2236-nucleotide messenger RNA. RefSeq names its product replication protein A 70 kDa DNA-binding subunit A-like. NCBI's taxonomy places the organism in Eukaryota, Viridiplantae, Streptophyta, Magnoliopsida, Brassicales, Brassicaceae. The record is from RefSeq and is a predicted model, not a curated record.